AUGGGUUCCCUGUUACCUUCUUCAGCUGCAAGCUCGUAUAACUCAGUUCUCGACUUCAAAUCGAUCUCCACGGGCGGCUGGAUCGUCCAGAAGUUUGGUGGUACCUCUGUGGGUAAGUUCCCUGAAAACAUUGUCGAUGAUAUUGUCAAGGAGUAUAGCAAACUGCACCGUGUUGCUGUGGUAUGUUCAGCAAGAUCGUCUAAUACGAAAAGUGAAGGAACUACUUCAAGACUUCUUAGGGCGGCUGAUUUGGCUACCGAAAUGGGUGACUACGACAGCCUAUUGAAGAUUAUUGAGGACGACCACGUUGAUAAUGCACAAGAAAAGAUUAAGGAUCUGAAAUUGAGAAGUGAAUUGAUCGAGGCUUCCAAAGCUGAGGUUGCCAGAGCCAAAGAACUUUUGCAUGCUUCUCAGAUCAUUGGAGAGAUUAGCCCCAGAACAUUGGACAGCCUCAUGUCUGUUGGUGAAAAGUUGUCUUGUCUCUUUAUCGCUUCAUUGAUGAAGGACCACGGUCUUAAUUCGGUCUAUGUCGACUUGUCUCAUAUCAUUCCACUCGAUUAUGAUAUCUCUAAAGGUUUCGAUGACUCAUUCUAUCUGUUUCUUGUGGCCGAAUUGGCUAAGAUCGCUUUAUCACAAGCAGAGGAUGUCAUUCCUGUAUUCACUGGCUACUUCGGUGUUGUCCCAGGCGGUCUUUUGAAUGGUAUCGGACGUGGAUACACUGAUCUAUGUGCUGCAUUGAUCGCCGUUGGUGUUCAGGCUGAUGAACUACAGAUCUGGAAGGAAGUUGAUGGUAUUUUCACAGCUGAUCCACGUAAAGUUCCAAGAGCUAGACUUCUUGAUUCCGUUACCCCAGACGAGGCCGCCGAAUUGACGUAUUACGGUUCUGAAGUCAUUCACCCAUUCACCAUGGAGCAGGUUAUCAAGGCCAAGAUCCCAAUCAGAAUAAAAAACGUCAUGAAGCCUUCCGGAAAGGGCACUAUUAUUUAUCCUGACAACAUUGGCAGAAGAGGAGAAGCCACUCCUCCCCACCCACCUGCCGCGUAUGAGACGUUACCAAACUCUUACAUUCAGACGCAUAAAAAGAGAUCUGCCACUGCCAUCACUGCCAAGCAGAAUAUCGUUGUUAUCAACGUGCACUCAAAUAAGAAGACGUUAUCCCAUGGCUUCUUGGCUCAUAUCUUCACAACGUUAGACAAGUAUAGAUUGGUUGUGGACUUGAUUUCCACCUCGGAAGUACACGUUUCCAUGGCCAUGCAACUACUGGAUGAUGAAGAGCACAACCUUAAAGAAGCCUUGAAGGACUUGAGAAAGAUGGGAACGGUUGAUGUCACCAGGGAGAUGACCAUCGUUUCGCUCGUUGGUAAACAGAUGGUGAAUUUCAUCGGAAUAGCCGGUAAUAUGUUUAAAGUACUUGCUGAUGAACGUAUUAACAUUGAGAUGAUCAGUCAAGGUGCUAAUGAGAUCAACAUUUCUGCAGUUAUCAAUGCCAAGGAUACUAUCAGAGCUUUGCAAUCGAUUCAUGCAAAGUUGCUUGAAGGAAGCUUUGGGUUUGAGGAGACCGCUUCGGCUACUGACAUCAGGUUAUCUGCAUUGAAGGCUCAAAAUUAA
Candidozyma haemuli is the source of this 1608-nucleotide messenger RNA. RefSeq names its product aspartate kinase (gene HOM3). The transcript has a single exon. The record is from RefSeq and is a predicted model, not a curated record. Gene Ontology annotation, molecular function: aspartate kinase activity. The coding region runs from base 1 to 1608 and encodes 535 amino acids. NCBI's taxonomy places the organism in Eukaryota, Fungi, Ascomycota, Pichiomycetes, Serinales, Metschnikowiaceae. Gene Ontology annotation, biological process: amino acid biosynthetic process.